Molecule: messenger RNA, 4368 nt
Organism: Coprinopsis cinerea okayama7#130
Lineage: Eukaryota; Fungi; Basidiomycota; Agaricomycetes; Agaricales; Psathyrellaceae
Product: sulfite reductase subunit beta
Exons: 6
Coding region: 1-4368 (1455 amino acids)
Biological process (GO): amino acid biosynthetic process; sulfate assimilation
Cellular component (GO): sulfite reductase complex (NADPH)
Molecular function (GO): FMN binding; sulfite reductase (ferredoxin) activity; sulfite reductase (NADPH) activity
Source: RefSeq, a predicted model, not a curated record
AUGUCCGUCGAAGCUGUAGCGCGUAUCGCCUACCUCUCAUCUGAGGUUGUGGUCGAUUCCCAAUUGUCUGGUCCAUCCACCUCCAGCUUCUCGGAAACCUACCGUUCUCUCGAAAAAGUUGCGGCCCAUAAACCGAGGGUCCUCCCAACUCCCUAUGGCGCAGAUCCUGGGUCCACUCUCCUUAGAUAUCCCUCAGACCUCACCACUUUCACCGCUUUCGCCUCCUCCCCAGUCGUGACCCGUCUGCUUCUGCACCUUGCAGAAAUAUCCACGAGACCCGUCGUACUCCACCUUGCAGUCCAGGACGAUCUUUCAGACGUUCUGCUCCUCCGAUCCGCGGUCCCCUUCUUCAUCCUCUCCCAAACACCACAGGAAGCCCACGACAACGCCCUUUUGUCAGCUCGUCUCGCAAGAGUCGAGCAAAAGGCCGUCAUUCACGCCUUCUUCUCCUCCUCCUCAAAUGACCAUCCACCGGUGGACGAGAUCCCGGAGGACAAAAUCUUCCCUUUCCUGCUUGCAAAGAAGCAUCCCUCGUCCCCUGGUUCCCCCGUCGGCCAUCUGAACGGUAUUAACGGUAUCAAUGGCGUCAACGGAAUCGCUAACGGCCAUGUAAAUGGUCAUGUUAACGGCCAGUCAGCAAAGGACGACCCCAUCACCACGCAACUCGUGAAGGCUUACGAGUCUGCAGCGCUGGACACACUUUCCUUGGUCAGGCGUCCCAAGCGUGCCUUGUCGGUCCGUGGCGCCUCUGAUCCACAUACCGUGCUUUUCCUUGUUGGGAAAGGUGACUUUGCACCCACCAUCGAGGGCGUGUCAUUCGUCACGCUCUCGCUGCUUAAUCCCCUUCCAGCAUCACGCCUCUCCAACGCCAUCCCUGACUCAGCUACGAACGUGAUCGUCCUCGAGCAAGUUCACAAGUGGACUACCAAAUGGACCCCCCUGUACCUCGACUUGGUCAGCGCCAUCCAGAGUCACAAGCCCGACCAGUCCGUUCGCGUCUACAACGGUAUCUUGGGUGACCUGGACAACGUUUCCGUCCCUGAUGUCUUGAAGCUCAUCCAGCGCGCACCUGCCUCUGGUACUGAACGUCUCCAAUUGGGUCCCAUUUCCACCAGCUCCCCUUCCGCCACCACUCCCCAUAUCCCCAAGCACGAGGCUGCUUACACCCGCAUCCUGGAACACCUUUUCAGCGACAGGUUGGAGAUCGCUAACUCCCCCGCCCUCGUAGCUACCCAGGGUGACAUCGCCACCACCCCCGAGUUUGCUUUGGGCCGUGUUCGGGGUCAGUUGGAUGCCCGGAACGAGCUGGUUUCGGCCGUCCAAGGCCUUUUGCAAGACUCUAGCCUCGACAAUGACCUUCACUCCUUGCUUAGCAAGUGGGUGCUGGCCAAGGAUGACGGUGUGAAGAGCCGACAAUUGGGAGACCAGAUCGUCGCCAAACUCGAGGCCACUUCCCCUCCCAAUCCCCUUGCUCAGCGCGUGCUGGCCCUUCGUCAGCACCUCCCUGCCGUGUCUCGCUGGAUCGUUGGCUCUGAUGCAUGGUCCUAUGACCUUGGAUCUUCUGGUUUGCACCACGCCAUUGCGUCCAAACUCAACGUCAACAUUCUCAUCCUUGACACCCUCCCUUACACCGCUCGCAACUCUGGAGACCCCCAUCGCCGCAAGCAGGAUGUCGGGUUGUACGCCAUGAACCAUGGUGAUGUCUAUGUCGCCAGCGUCGCUGUCUUCUCGUCCUACGCCCAAGUCCUCCAAGCCAUUGCUGAAGCCGACCGCUUCGAAGGCCCUAGUGUCGUCCUCGCCUACCUCCCCUACCACUCGGAAGACUCGUCGGCCAUCGACGUCUUGAAGGAGACCAAGCUCGCUGUCGAUGCUGGCUAUUGGCCUCUCUACCGAUGGGAUCCUAGCAAGGACGCCAAGGGCCUCGAACCUUUCUCCCUCGACUCUGAAGCUAUCAAGAAGGACCUCCAGCAAUUCCUUGAUCGCCAGAACCACCUUUCUCAGCUCACGCGCUCGACUCCCGCCAUCGCCGCCGAAGUCGUCAGCAGCUUGGGCGAGACGAUCCGCGAAGCGAGGAAGAAGCGUGCUCAGCAAUCGUACAACGACCUCGUCAGUGCGUUGGAUGCUCCCCCUCUCCUCAUUCUCUAUGCUUCAGAUGGAGGUGCGGCUGAGAAGAAGGCGAAGCGACUUGCCAACCGAGCCAAGGCUCGCGGCCUCUCCACCACUAUCACUCCUCUCGACUCUUCCUCCUUGGAGGCCUUGAAGGAAGAGGAGUAUGUCGUCUUCGUCUGUUCCACCGCCGGCCAAGGUGAACCACCCCAGAACGGCCGCAACUUCUUCAAGGCUCUCAACGCUGCUUCUUCCCGAGGCGAGUCUAUCCUUCCCAACCUCAAGUACACCGUCUUUGGCAUGGGUGACAGCCACUACUGGCCUCGCCCCGAGGAUGCCCACUAUUACAACAAGCCCGGUAAAGAACUCGACGCUCGACUCGAGAAGCUCGGCGCGGAGCGUGUCGCCGACAUCGGUUUGGGUGACGACCAGGAUGCUGACGGUAGCGAGACCGGGUACAAGAUUUGGGAGCCCAAGUUGUGGAAGGCGCUUGGCGUCGAUAACAUCGACGUUGACGAGGCGGAGCCCGAGCCUAUUACCAAUGAACACAUCAAGGCUGCUUCUGGUUACCUCCGUGGUACCAUCGCUGAAGGACUCGAGGACACUACCACCGGCGCCCUUGCACCCUCCGAUACCCAACUCACCAAGUUCCACGGUAUCUACCAGCAAGACGACCGUGACAUUCGGGAUGAGCGACAAGCUCAAGGCGUCGAGCCUGCCUACAGCUUCAUGAUUCGUGUCCGUAUGCCUGGUGGUGUUUGCACGCCCAAGCAGUGGUUGCAGAUGGACCAAAUCUCGGACGAGCAUGCGAACGGAACGUUCAAGAUUACGACGCGUGCUACGUUCCAGUUCCAUGGUGUCAUCAAGAGGCACUUGAAGCCUGCUAUCCAGGAUAUCAACCGUGUUCUUUUGGAUACCCUCGCUGCCUGUGGUGAUGUUAACCGAAAUGUAAUCUGCUCGUCGAUUCCCACUCUUUCCAAGCUGCAUCGCCAGGUGUUUGAGUUCUCGAAGGAGCUGUCGGACCACCUCAUUCCUCGCACUACUGCCUAUCACGAAAUCUGGCUCGACAAGAAGCUUGUUGCCGGUGACGCCGUGAAGGACUUUGAGCCCAUCUACGGCGAGUUCUACCUCCCUCGGAAGUUCAAGAUCGCGGUAGCCGUCCCUCCCACCAACGACGUUGAUGUGUUCGCCAACGAUCUUGGUUUCAUUGCCAUCGUCGGGGACGAUGGUGAACUCCAAGGAUUCAACGUCACCAUUGGUGGUGGCAUGGGUGUCACUCACGGUAACAAGAAGACGUACCCCCGUGCUGGUAGCUUGCUCGGUUUCUGCACUCCUGAGCAGGGCAAGCACGUCGCGGAGAAGGUGAUGAUCGUCCAGCGCGACCACGGUAACCGUGUCGACCGCAAGAACGCCCGUCUCAAGUAUACCCUUGACCGCCUCGGACUCGACAGGUACAGGGACGAAGUCGAGAAGCACCUUGGGUACAAGCUGCAGCCCGUGCGACCCUUCACGUUCGACCGCAACAUUGACGAUUUCGGAUGGCACACCGGCGAAGACGGACGCCACCACUUCACCAUGUUCAUCGAAAACGGAAGGAUCCUUGACGAGCCUGGAAAGGAUUACAAGACUGGUCUCCGGGAGAUUGCCAAGAUCCACAAGGGCAACUUCCGUUUGACUGCCAACCAGCACGUCUUGGUGUCUGACAUUGCCGAUGAAGAUCUCCCUGCUAUCAAGGCCGUUCUCAAGAAGUACAACCUUGAUAACCUCAACUACAGUGGCUUGAGGUUGGCGUCGUCGGCUUGUGUUGCCUUCCCCACUUGUGGACUGGCUAUGGCUGAAUCCGAGCGUUACCUCCCGGUUUUGAUCGACAAGGUCGAGAAGAUCUGUGAAGAGGCGGGAUUGCGCCACGACGAGAUCGUGAUGAGGAUGACGGGUUGCCCUAACGGCUGCGCUCGCCCUUACCUCGGCGAGGUCGCGUUCGUUGGUAAAGCACCUGGAAGCUACCUCAUGUUGCUCGGUGGUGGAUACUACGGUCAACGUCUUAACAAGAUCUAUAGAGAAUCGGUAACGGAGCCCGAAAUCCUCGCCAUCCUCGGACCCAUGAUCAAACGCUACGCACUCGAACGUCACGAGGGCGAGAGGUUUGGUGAUUGGACUAUUCGUGCGGGGUACAUCUCUGCAGUUACUGAGGGCAAGGACUGGUAUGAGGGUAUGGGCGGUGAAGGCGAAUGGCGUGAAGUUGCUGCUGGCGCCUCUGCGUAA